Colossoma macropomum (tambaqui) is the source of this 2569-nucleotide messenger RNA. Its product is annotated as kinesin-like protein KIF2A. Gene Ontology annotation, molecular function: microtubule binding; ATP binding; microtubule motor activity. The coding region runs from base 110 to 2329 and encodes 739 amino acids. NCBI's taxonomy places the organism in Eukaryota, Metazoa, Chordata, Actinopteri, Characiformes, Serrasalmidae. The transcript is spliced from 21 exons. The record is from RefSeq and is a predicted model, not a curated record. Gene Ontology annotation, biological process: microtubule-based movement.
UCCCGCCCGGUCUGCGCUGCCUGCGCCGCCUGCGCCCAACAACUUAGUCCCUCAUUAAGCCCCCCCAAAUACAGCCAGUGUUACAAAUAGUCCCUUUUCCACAUGAGGCAUGGCGGGUAUAUUCGGAAAGAUUUUAAUCGGCAUUUACGUGGAAAUCAAGCGAAGCGACGGGCGAAUACACCAAGCCAUGGUCACGUCGCUUAAUGAGGACAAUGAAAGUGUCACUGUGGAGUGGAUAGAAAAUGGAGACACAAAAGGCAAAGAGAUUGACUUGGAGAGCAUUUUUGCACUAAAUCCAGAUCUUGCACCAGAGGAAGAGAUUGCACAAAGUCCAGAAACUCCUCCUCCUGCCUUGUCAAGUUCUGUAAAAGUUAACAAGAUCCCCACCAAUAAGAAUCGUCGGACAAUAGCGCCACCUAAGAAUGAAACACCAGCAAGGGAUAACAGAGUUGUAGGUACUACAAGAGCAAGGCCCAGCCAGCAGACAGAACAGGCUCCAGCCGCUCCAGCCCCUCCUCCCAUCCAGCACCAGACCCUGCAACAGCAGCAGAAUGCUCGCAGGAAGUCAAACUGUGUGAAGGAGGUGGAGAAACUGCAGGAGAAGCGAGAGAGGAGGCGCCUGCAGCAACAGGAACUGAGGGAGAAGAGAGCGCAGGAUGUCGAUGCCACAACCCCUAAUUAUGAAAUUAUGUGCAUGAUCCGGGACUUCAGAGCAAGUCUUGACUACAGGCCACUGACAACUGCUGAUCUGAUUGAGGAGCACAGAAUAUGUGUAUGUGUGAGGGCACGGCCACUGAACAAGAAAGAACUGUCCAUGAAGGACUUGGAUGUCAUUACCAUCCCUAGUAAAGACGUGGUCAUGGUCCAUGAACCCAAACAAAAAGUGGACUUAACAAGAUACCUAGAAAACCAGACAUUUCGCUUUGAUUAUGCUUUUGAUGAUACAACCACAAACGAAAUGGUUUACAGGUUUACGGCCCGGCCUCUUGUAGAGACCAUAUUUGAGAGAGGAAUGGCUACAUGCUUUGCUUAUGGACAAACGGGAAGCGGCAAAACUCAUACAAUGGGUGGGGAUUUUUCAGGCAAAAACCAGGACUGCUCCAAAGGGAUCUAUGCUUUGGCAGCACGAGACGUUUUUCUAAUGCUGAAGAAACCAAACUAUAAGAAGUUAGACCUCCAAGUGUAUGCUACCUUCUUUGAAAUUUACAGUGGGAAGGUUUUUGACCUUCUCAACAGAAAGGCGAAGCUGCGAGUUCUGGAGGAUGGUAAGCAGCAGGUGCAGGUUGUAGGACUACAGGAGCGUGAGGUCAAAUGCACUGAGGAUGUCCUUAAGCUCAUAGAAGUUGGAAACAGCUGCAGAACAUCUGGUCAGACCUCAGCCAAUGCUCACUCCUCACGUAGCCACGCAGUGUUCCAGAUCAUUCUACGGAGGAGAGGCAAAAUGCAUGGCAAGUUCUCCCUGAUUGACCUCGCGGGCAACGAGAGAGGGGCAGACACGUCCAGCGCUGACCGCCAGACUCGCCUCGAGGGGGCUGAGAUCAAUAAGAGUUUACUGGCUCUGAAGGAGUGCAUCAGAGCAUUGGGUCGCAAUAAGCCUCACACUCCCUUCAGAGCUAGUAAGCUUACCCAAGUUCUGCGAGACUCCUUCAUUGGAGAGAACUCCAGAACAUGCAUGAUUGCUACUAUCUCUCCUGGCAUGGCUUCCUGUGAGAACACAUUGAAUACGUUGAGAUAUGCCAACAGGGUGAAGGAGUUUGGGAUAAGCCCCUCAGACAUCCCCUUCUCUCAGGGGGGCAGUGGCCGCUCCGAACUUUCUCCCACCUACGAGUACGAUGACUUUGCUUCCUCACCCAGCAGGGUGAAGGAGCUGACCGUUGACCCCAGUGCGGUGAUGGAGGGCCGGACAGGAGGCCACCAAAUGACUCAGCUAGAUGUAUUGGAGGCGCAAUGGGGAGUGGGAAGCUCUCCUCAGAGAGAUGACCUCAAACUGCUCUGUGAACAGAAUGAGGAGGAGGUUUCGCCUCAGCUCUUUACCUUCCAUGAAGCUGUAUCUCAGCUGGUGGAGAUGGAGGAGCAGGUUCUGGAAGACCACAGAGCUGUGUUUCAGGAGUCUAUACGCUGGCUUGAAGAUGAGAAAGUUCUUAUAGAGAUGACCGAGGAGGUGGACUACGAUGUGGAUUCGUACGCAACACAGCUCGAGCAAAUUUUGGAUCAAAAGAUUGAUGUUUUAACGGAGCUUAGAGAUAAAGUGAAGGCAUUCAGAUCUGCUCUUCAGGAGGAGGAACAAGCAAGUAAGCAGAUCAACCCCAAGCGGCCACGAGCCCUCUAAAGCUCCCCCCCAAUCCUCCUUGAUGCCCUCUAACCUCUCAACACUGUUCCCUCAGUACUGCUUCAACAUCCAGCCGCUACAAGAGAAAUCUACAGUUUUUUAGCUUCACCCUCAACUCCAUCUCCAUGAGUAACUUUACAAUUGGUGUUGUGUCAAUUCUUUUUCAUUUCCAGGAGGGUUAAUAAGCACAUUUUGAAGCCUAAUUGUAUAGUAUUAGAAUUAAUUUCGGUUCACACUAAA